Molecule: messenger RNA, 1916 nt
Organism: Chanos chanos (milkfish)
Lineage: Eukaryota; Metazoa; Chordata; Actinopteri; Gonorynchiformes; Chanidae
Gene: sil1
Product: SIL1 nucleotide exchange factor
Exons: 9
Coding region: 310-1698 (462 amino acids)
Cellular component (GO): endoplasmic reticulum
Molecular function (GO): adenyl-nucleotide exchange factor activity
Source: RefSeq, a predicted model, not a curated record
UUGGCUUUAAAUGCUUACGGACUCAGUGUAAUGUUUGUUGCUAAGCUACAACGUAAGGAGACGAAUUUUGGGAAAGUUGUUUUCGGAUGCUUGGUUCUUCGGCAGUUACUGUGAAACGUAGAUUCCAGUAAAGUCGUUGAUGUCCGCGAGGUAACUAGCGUUCAGGGUACUAGCAGGUUAGAGAAACUGACAUGGAGAAUUAGCCUGCGUAAAGACAAAAACAGUCCAAGCGUAAUAUGACAUUUAAUGUAAGUUAGUUCGUACUUCUGUAUUAGUCUAUUUUGAGGCUCAAUCAAUACGUUGUUUACAAUGAAAAGUAGUCGGAGCAGCUGUCCGAAGGUCGCGCUCAUCCUUUGGGUUGUCCUCGCUGUUGUUUGCGCCAGAAGUGAAAAGUCUUCUUCGGCCAUGACUGUUGUAGAGAGCUCUGACAAUCCCAGCGAGGAUGCAGAGUCUCGUGUCGAAGAUGAAGCAGACGAGGAGGAUUUGGAAGUGUUCUAUCCUACAGACAAAUGGCAGACUCUUAGACCAGGACAAGCGGUUCCAGCUGGUUCUCACGUCAGACUCAACCUCCAGACCGGACAGAGGGAGGUUAAAAAGGGUGACGAGGAGGGCUUCAAACAUUGGAAAGAUGGAAAGAGGCAGGGAAUGGUGAACAUGCAGGCACCGUCUUUUACUGCUGAGGAGCUGAAAGAAGCUCUGAAAAAGUUCAAAGAGGGGGCAGAGGACUCCACAGACAAAGACAAAGGCACAGAGAGGGAUGAAGAAGCAGUGAGGGCCCAGUUUCGGCCGCUGGAGGAGUUAAAGAAGGACAUGGCAGAGCUGGACAUGCUGAUGGAAACAGAUAUCCAGGUUAUUAGGAGAUUGCUGUCUACAUACAACAGCACAAACAGUACUGUGGAGGACAAGGUUGCUGCCCUGUUGGACCUGGAGUACCUCGUUCAUCAGGUGGAUAACGCCCAGAACUUGGUGCAAAUGGGAGGACUGAGGUUGGUGAUUGAUGCUUUGAACAGUACGGAUGUUCGGCUACAGGAGAGUUCUGCAUUUGUGUUGGGGUCCGCGGUUUCCAGCAACCCCACCGUGCAGGUGGAGGCAGUGGAAGGUGGAGCGCUACAGAAACUGCUGACCUUGCUCGCCACUCCACGACCUUUGGGAGUCAAAAAAAAGGUGCUGUUUGCUUUGGCGUCCUUGCUACGGCACUUCCCCUUUGCUCAGAGCCGUUUUGUGAACCGGGGGGGUGUCCAGGUGCUGGCCGAGCUCUUCCAGGUGACUGGGGCUGAAGCUCUUCGUCUGAGAAUCAUCACCGUGCUCUAUGACCUGAUUGUAGAAAAGGAGCUGAUCUCACAGGCUGGUUUGGACUACAUUCCAGAUUCUUCUCACCAAGAGAAACUGAGACAGUAUGCUCAGGUCUCUCUCUCCCCCCUGCUGGCCGAGCAAGGCUGGUGCAGCCUGGUGCCAGAGCUCUUGGACUCUGAGGAGCAUGACUGGAGGGAGAAGGCUUUGCGUACUUUGUUAGCCAUGAUGCCGCACUGCCGAGCGCAGUACCAGCAGAACCCUUCUCUGAGCCGGACCCUCAGUGACCUGCAGAGACAGUACCAGGAACUGGCACUCAGUGAGCAGGAACUCGGCGAGGAGGACGGCUACUUUGGCGAGAUUCUGGCUUUGCUUGACUCUGCAGUCUCAAAAAUGCAACAAGCGUAGGCUGUGAGAUGGAGCUCCCUACAGACUAUAAAAAUACAAAACGCUGAAUGUUCUUCCCGGGCACUCUGUUGUCUUAGCAGUUCCCAUUGUGCCAUAUGCUUUUCACAAAUGUUGUAUAAAAUUCCUUUGACUUUUCUUUUUUUAUUUCAGAACUCUUUGUCUGACCCUCAUUAGACAGAUGAGGUAAAACUAUUGGCAUGAAGAGUCUAACAGCUAUA